ACUGCACUGUCUGCAUGCAGUCCAUAGUAACUAACUUUAUCUCAUGUCGUCGGGCGAAAAUACCAAAUUUCAGAAAUCCUUGUUGCUUUUGGACGAAAUCAUUGUUCGGACGCCUGAAGUCGUGAUGCUCUGCACUCUUACUAGUCAUAGUUGAUGAUGGCCGGAGAGAUUCAGUGCAUGGCAGGGAGCGCCACAAAGCGAGCCACGUGGCGCGUGACUCCAGCGCUCGCGACAAGUAUCCUCCUAUGGAUUCUCGUGUUUGUCGGAUUGGCCACUUGUGUCCAACCGCGAAUGCAGUCACGGAAUACCAGGAGAAAGCAGUCUGAACACCAGCUGCAGCAGCAGCAGCGGCAGCCGUUUAGAAAUAUCGCUGCUGGUAGAAAUGUUGGUGACCGUACACGAAUACUGAGAGACCGUGGCCAUAGUCAGCGGCAAGGCGAUGAAACAUCCCAGCUGAGGCACGUACAGCGAGAGCGUGCUUGGGACGAUCGUAGAGGAAAUCUUGCCAUGCGUCCGGGGGCGCGCGCCGCUGUUCGCAGGGAUGGUUCCCGUCAUACUAUCCAAGACUUCCAACCUGCGAACAGGGAUACUACCUACGGCCAAGGGCAGAGAGUAGAAAUGCAUAAGCCUGGCAAUCGUGUACGUGCUGUACCUCCCAUGCAGUAUAGACACGUCACGCAGGCAGCACAUGCGCAUGGAGUAGAUCUACGUAGUCAGAGUUUGAAGCAGAGUAGAGCAGCAGAUGAUAGCUCUCGGUUACGACAGCCUGGUCAGCCAAUUGACUCCAGACGUGCCACACUCAGCGUACACCAACUAACCACUAACGCAAACUCUGCGCAGCGUCAAGGAAUGGCAGCAUCCAGAGCCAAUGCCAUGAAUGACGAUGAUGCGACGAGAGCAAAGCGAGAAGAUAUGAUGGAGAAGGAGGAGCAGCAGCCGGAUGACAAAGAUGGUGAUGAAACGCACGAGGGCGACACCGAUGGUGGGAAUACGGUGGCAAACGUUGCUCAUGCUAACGAGGACAGCAGUGAGACCCCACCAAACGUCGCUGGCAACACCGACCGGGACAAUGGCGACACCGCAAACGACGAGCAUGACGUGAAUACAUCUCCCACUCUGUCGCCGGAAGAGCAGGAGAAAGUCGACCGUGAGCGAGUGGCGGAGGACGAGAAGGUUCCGGACCCGGCUGUAGCAGCGGAUGUGGACAUGGAUACAGUGCAGAGUGAGCCGAUAGAAGAAGACACUGGUGUGGAAGGCACUGUCAGUGCCAGAGUGGAUGCUGAAAAUAAAGAUAACGUCGCCCCAGCUCAAAAACCGGUCAAUCGUAACCGAUUUGGUGAGCUGCAAGCGCAACUCGCUGACUUGCACAAGUCAGUGCAAACGCCGACAGCCAAUCCACUGCCAAGCUAUGAACAGCUUCUACACGGAUCACGAAUACGCGAGGGCCAUCCAAUGCUGUUAUUCGGCGAUGCGGAGUUAAAGAGUCUGAUCAAACAAACACACAACACACACUCUGGAAUCUACAAUGACAUGAAGGCAGCUGUCAAGGUAAUGCUCCAGGAUGAGAAGAAGUACCUGCCCCCGGUUGCGGAGCUGGACUUUGCAACGUCUUGGAAUGAGCAAUACGGCAACCGGCUGGUUGUUCUGGCAAUCUACGGAGCAUUGUCCCCAGAUGACCUGGCUGGACGCGCUGUCGCUGUGAGAAGUCUGCGCCGCUUGACGGCCUACAGCAGCUGGAAGGUGUUGUCAGCGCCCAAUGACGAUGUUCCACGUGCACACACUCUUCUGGGUGUGGCGAUUGCCUAUGAUGUUCUUUUCCACGAGCUGAAGGAUUACGAGCGUCACGACAUGGCAAUGCGCAUAAGCGAGGAGACGGCGUACCUGCAGCGCCGUGCUCUGGCCAAUGCCGGCUGGAAUCGCCAGUACAUGCACAACCACAUGCUGACGCUGCAGGUGGCACUGCUGGCCGGCGCUCUGGUCACCGAGCAGACGUCGCGUGCCCCGUCGCACGAGCAGCAGGCGCUGGCGCGGCUGGCCAUGGAGAGAUGCAUGCUGCUGUUACGGCACGUCAGCGACGGCUCGAUCCACGAGGGAGUUGGUUACACAUCCUACAGCACACGCUCUCUGUUCGUGUACAUCUUCCUCUCACAGCGGCACUACGGUGUAUCACACUUUGAGCACAAGUGGUUGCCUAAGCACUUCGAGUACCUGCUGGCAACAACAAUGCCGGGAUUUGCCGGCUCGGUAGGAAUAGCCGACACGGAUAGAGUUUGGUUCUUCGGCCCAGAAGCACAGCUGUAUUUUCUGGAUCGCUACGUACUCCGGAAUGGCCAGGCGAACUGGCUCGCACAAAAGAUUCAUCAGGCACGGCACAAGUUGCCAGCCGACGCAACCCUCAAAGAAGCAGACUGGUCCAUGUUGCCGUUUGAGAUGCUCUGGUUCGCACCGCACAUGGGCGUAAACUCUCCGUGGAAAGCAACCAACCGACAGCCUGUGCAGAUUCUGGAUGACUGGGGCGUCGCUACCUACGGCGCAAGCCACCAGCAGCAGUCCACAUUUCUCUCGUUGAAAAGCAGCUACAUACUCGGUCGUGGCCUUCAUCGCCUUGCUGCUACAUCUCAAGCACCGCAAUCCCUGUACCCAUUCCUUGGCGGCAUGCCGUCAUUUAAUGCUGGGCACGAGCAUCCGGAUCAAGGAUCGUUCACAUUCUAUCCCAACGGCGUACCAAUGGUCACCGAGUCCUUCUAUUUCAUGCCUAAGCUGCCUCAUAUGGACAACGUCUGGCUGUUUCGCUCAGACGGUUCUGCCUCGGAAGACUCGUGCUCUGACGGAGGAAUGCGCGGACAGCUCGGUGGCUGCAAGUCCUGGUUUCAGUAUCGUUCAGACGCUGUGAGGGAUAUGUCAGCGGACAUCCUGGUCUCGGAUUCCGAUGAGGAUGUCGUGCUCAUGGUGAGUGAGUCGGCCGGGGCAUACAGCGAGGACAUGGGACUGGAGUCAGUCACGCGUGCUUUGGUACUGCUGCGGAGCGAUGCGCUCUUGGUCGUUGACUGCAUUCGCAAGAAACCCACCAGCAUUGUCCUGCGCGGCAGUGCUUUCUUCAACAACAUGUACCAGCCGUUCAGUGUCGACUUUGAAGAUGCAACGCGAGCAACGUCCACUGCCGGACACACCAUUCAAUGGCUCUUUGACAAUGAUUUAAAGAGCUCAGCAAGGACAGGAACGGUUGCGGAUAAGCGCCUGCAGAAGAAGCGUGAUGGUCGCGAGGAGAGUUAUUACCUGAAGGUGUCCGCGCCUUUACUUCUCGAUACAACACACGUCGUGUGGCUCUUGACGGCCGACAGUGCGGCUGUGGCCGAGAUGGAACUCAUAUCCUCGUCGUCGUCUGGCGUUUCGGUGUCAGUGAGCAUUGGCUCAUCAUCGUACGCCGUGUCGAUGGUGACGAAUCACACGUGUGUUGCCUGUCGCUACGACUACCAUGGAAGUGGUAUGCUAGCUCACGUGCGGCACGGCGACAGGCUUGUGCGUCCGGGGACAACACCAGUGGACAUGCUAUCCAAAGUGGACCUGGAUCUUCGACCGAUGAAGAACAUCCUGCCGUCCACUGUCAACCAGCAGGUUUUCGGCUACUUGUGCAUCUCCAUCAUUGGCUGGUCGGUGACCGUGCUGUUUGUCUUCUGGCGCUUCAAGUUCCUGCGGCAGCCACGCUACAUGUGGCCGGUCGUGCUGUGUGUAGUCUUGUGGAUCGGCAUUCUCCUUAUACUCAUCGCGUCCAGUAUCCUGCAUGAACUUCCAAACUCGAUGAAACUGGCCAUCUCGCUGUCAUCAAUUGGUAUCGGCGGCGAGCAGGCUGGGGAUGUCCUGUUGGAUGCGGGGGGCAGCAGGCCGCGUGUUCUCAUCACAGGCUUGCCUAUGGGCAAGGCGCCGUAUCUUCUCUCGAGUCACCUGCUGAACGCCACGCCCGAUGCAGUGUUCCUGCCACUGUCCGAUUUACCCAUGAAGGCCGGCGUCGCUCUCUCCCCGCUGGCGUCCUGCAUCUGGCCCAGCACGUCCGUGUCUCCUCUUCAAGCCCUGGCAGCUUCAUGGUUAACACAGGUGUACGAUCAAGCGCAGCCUGCUCUCAAACACGCCACUACCAGGCAUAAGCCAACCGAAGCCUACCUGCAAGCCAAGGCGAAGCUGGCUGUCGAUCCCUCAGCUCUGAUCAUUGCUGGUGACAUGGACGGGACGUGGCUGGCGAAAACACGCUGGUUCUUGGAUUCCGUACCCUCCUCAAAGGUUGUCCUACUCAUCUGUCAUCCGGUCCGCUGGGUGGCUGAUAUCAUGAAAGUGGGCUCUCUCCUGCCAAACAGCGGUGUUGGUCUGUAUGACCAGGUUGCACGAAUCCUGAAACCGGUGGGAAAUCACUGUGAUGACUCAAGUCCGUGCGCACGCCUGUUCGAGCCACUGCGCAAGCUGGCGCUGAGCGAAGUCCAACGGGAAGACGCACCGCUGCACAAGGUUCUGGCCACAGUCUGGCUGGCGUACACAAAAUGGUCGCUGUGCGAAGCCAGGCAACAUGGCUCCGUGCUUACGGUCAAACUCGAAGAUUUUCUCAGCCAUGCAGUCGGCACGUCGCGUAAGUUCUACCGCUUUGUCGGCCUGCCACACAGACCAGUAGUUAUCAGCCAUCUUCGGAUACUCAUGGAAAGUGAUGUGCCACAGGACGGGCAAGCAAAGGCUGAUCUUGAUCGGAGCUCCGGCAAAUUCUACACACUCUCCCCGGAGAUGCGCCUGGACGUGCGCAAAAUAUGUUAUGAUCUGAUGCGCCAGCUUGGAUACUGAUAAGAGGAGAGUGUUUGUGAUAGCGCUGUGAGAGUGUGUGACCAACUGCCCCGUUCAUGUAGUGUGUGCCGAGUACUACACAGAGAAUUGGCAAGAUUGACCACCAAGCCCGGCAUACCUGGCUUCAAUACAGGAUCAGCGGCUAGAUUUUACUUUCUAGUCAAGUUUCGACCAAUCCAGUUGGCCGAGUGCUUGACAUGUGAGAAUGGGUAUUUCCCGAGAGGUUGACGACAAGUGUAUGCAGAGAAUAUCUGGUUGGACAAUCUACAUUGAGCGCUGCAUUGAUUCAAUGGUGCAUGCACGAUUUAGCUGGCUGCUGCGUCAUGCAUGGCUAAUGCACUGCAGUAUGUACGGCUACCUAGCCGGUAAACUGUCUUACCCUGCUGGCAGGAAAGACACGGGCUUCAAUUCAUGGCAUUCGCUUUGCAGAUAGCCACGACGCUACCGCGGAGACUACCUUGAUUUUGGCUAAGGCCUGUGGAGAAUCCGUGAAUACAGUCAUAUGCAAAAUUAUUAUCACUCUGGCAAAAAUCUGAAUGCUACUUUGCUGCCUUGAUCCAUACCUUGCCUCCAUUUGAUGUACGACAAUGCAGUCCACUAUUAAUGGUGUACUAGCUGUGCUAGUACUUGUUAGCAACAAUCCGAACUAGCGCACACACUGCACUGCAUUGCUUUGUACUGCAUUCAAGACUGACGUCAUGCGCUUUGUUUUGCUGCGUAAUCACAAAAGGCACCAGCCCAUUUUGCGGAAAAGAAAAACAAAUCUUGCUUGCCCUGUUGUGCUCUUCCAGACAACGGAUCGUGCUUCAGCAGUGUUUCUUUUCCUUUCGUAGCUUUUCUGCCAGCCCGAGUGUCACCUCGACACUGUAUUUCUUCAGUACGUCUGACCUAACUGUCGACACUGUCAAGGCAAUGCCUUGCCAAGCCCCCGCGGCGAGCCUUCUCAGCGCGGCUUGAAUCCGAAAGGAAACUUAGUAAAAGUAUUUUACAGGACCGUUUGCUGGCACAACUAGCCCUUGGUAGUGAGGUCUGCUCCGGCCAGGAGAACCAGCAACAUGACAGUGCGGACACGGCUCGCGAGCCCAGAAGCCCGACUUGCACCAAUGCCUCCUCCGCCAGCUCAGGUGACGCGGGCUCAACGGAUCUCUGCGCUCCCGUAGAUCUACGUGACGAGGUGUAGUCGGCUUUGUCGGCCGCCAUUUUAUUAUUAUCGGAUAGCAUUGUGCCGCUCCUCACCCAAGGCCAAGGCAAUGCGGCUGCUGCCGCCACUACGCCAGGCCAAGCUCCUGUAACCCACCCGAUCAGCCACUUGCACCAGCUGUGCCCAAGGCUGUGCAAGAACGUAUCUUGCGAGGGGAGUUCGUAGAUUUUUCAAGUUUGUUGCCUGAAAUUCUUGCACACUUCCGGCCCAACAUUCCGGCUGGUGCACAGCCCGAAUAACGAUAGCCAGCUAAAUAUCGUUGAGUCGGAUGACCGUACGCGAAGCAGGUGCGUCGCAAGGUUCACGAUAAUUAUACAUGUAGCUACCCGGCUCGAGGCAUGGACCACAUACAUGUCUGUUAUCACGGCUGCUGCCCUACACCGCACUGCUGAACUGCUGAACUGAUUGCGUACCAGCAGUUGAUCCUGACUGCUAACCGCCAGUUCUUCCCAAGCGCGUGGCUAGAGUACGACCGCCAGCUGCGGCUGCUCGUGGCCCAGUAACCAGGCACGAAGAGGUUGGACACCAUCGACGUGAACCUAUGGCAGAUAGCUGUCACAGGCCAUGCACACCCAAAAUGCGCUCAAUGUAAGACGGCCCAUCCAGGGGCGGUUUGUGUCCUUUUCGUCCCCAAGCCAGCAGCAUUUACCUCCAGUGGUCGCAACCAUACCAGCGACGGCCAAGAAAUCUGCCGCAACUUCAAUGAAGGUCGCUGUUCUUCGUCGUCGUGCCGCUUCUCCCACACCUGCAGCCAGUGUGGCAAGGACCACCCAUGCAUCAUGUGCAACCAGCAGCAGCGCGGAGCCAAUCGGCCACCCCGCCGCCCCUAGCAGAAUGGCUACUGAAUAGCUUGACUCGGUACGUAGCUUCUUUCCUAUACACUCUGCAGACACCACACU
Sycon ciliatum is the source of this 6921-nucleotide messenger RNA. RefSeq names its product dermatan-sulfate epimerase-like protein. The transcript is spliced from 2 exons. The record is from RefSeq and is a predicted model, not a curated record. NCBI's taxonomy places the organism in Eukaryota, Metazoa, Porifera, Calcarea, Leucosolenida, Sycettidae. Gene Ontology annotation, molecular function: chondroitin-glucuronate 5-epimerase activity. Bases 154 to 4821 code for a protein of 1555 amino acids.